CUAGACAAGACUAUCUCCUUUGGAAAAGCCUCAAUACUUAACAUAAAACAGCCGGAAUUGCCGGACACAUGUCACAGGUUGAGCAAGAGAUCUCACUUGUCCAGAGGAAGAUGUCUGACCUUGAGUCAGUGCUCCAGCAGAAGGACAUAGAGUUGAAAGCCUCGGAGACUCAGAGAACAAUCCUGGAACAGGACCUUGCAACUUAUAUCACAGAAUGCAGUAGUCUGAAGCGCAGUUUGGAACAGGCCCGUAUGGAAGUGACUCAAGAGGAUGAUAAAGCACUGCAGCUCCUUCAUGACAUUCGGGAGCAAAGCAACAAACUUCAAGAGAUCAAAGAGCAGGAAUAUCAUGCCCAGCUGGAGGAGAUGCGAGUUUCCAUUAGACAACUGGAGGAGGACCUGUCUGCUGCCCGUCGCCGUAGCGACUUAUAUGAGGCCGAGCUGAAAGAGUCUCGACAGGCCAGCGAGGAACUGAAGAGGAAGGCUGCAGACUACCAGCAUAGGAUGCAGAAGGCCAAAGAGCAGGGCAAAGCGGACGCAGAGGAGAUGAUCACCAAGUUGGAGAAGGCUAAUGUUGAGCAGCAGACAAAGAUCCAGGAUCUUCAAGAGAAGCUUGCCAAGGCAUUAAAGGGCAGUGCAGAGGCUACAGACCUCCUUCAGACAAUGAAAGUGGCCAAAGAGCGCAUGGAACGAGAUCUAGAGAGGCUACAGAACAAGGAAGACUCCAGUGACAGCCUGCGCAGACGACUCCGUGAGACUGAGGAUGGUAGGAAGACUCUUGAGAACCAGGUGAAAAGGCUGGAGAUUGUUGAGCGCCGGGAGACUAAACUUAAGGAUGAGGUCCAGAGCAAGGCCCAGCAGAUUCAGCAGAUGGCAGAUAAGAUUCUGGAGCUGGAGGAGAAUCUGCGAGAGACCCAAGCCACAGCCCAGCGUUUAGAGACUCAUCUUAAACAGAAGGAAAAGCUCUAUGAAGACAAGAUUAAGGUGCUGGAGGCCCAGAUGAAGGCGGACAUGGCUGAUAAGGAGAUGCUGGAGUCCAGUCAGAGCAAAUAUGAGGAGGAGGUGCGGGAGAAGUGCAGCAUCAUCAGUGAACAGAAGGCGACCAUAAAUGCCAUGGACUCAAAGAUGAACAGCCUGGAACAGAGAAUUGCUGAGCUGUCAGAGGCCAAUAAAUUGGCAGCCAACAGCAGUAUCUACACGCAGAAAAACAUGAAAGCCCAGGAGGAGAUGAUCUCAGAGCUUCGCCAGCAGAAGUUCUACCUGGAGUCUCAGGCUGGGAAGCUGGAGGCCCAGAAUGCUAAACUGGAGGAGCAUCUAGAGAAAAUGAGUCAGCAAGAGCAAAGCAAUAAGAGCCGUGUGAUGGAGCUGGAAACUCGGCUCCGAGAGAUUGGGUUGGAGAAUGAGGAACAAAAGCUGGAGAUUAAGCGUCAGGUGACAGAGCUGACCCUGUCACUGCAAGAGCGUGAAUCUCAGAUCAGCAACCUGCAGGCAGCUCGCCAUGCUCUGGAGAACCAACUGCAGCAGGCCAAGACUGAGCUAGAGGAGACCACUGCAGAGGCUGAGGAGGAGAUCACUGUGCUCAGAGCCCACAGAGAUGAGAUUCAACGCAAGUUUGAUGCCUUGAGAGACAGCUGUGCGGUGAUCACAGACCUAGAGGAGCAGCUGACCACACUGACUCAGGAGAAUGCCGAGCUGAACCGCCAGAAUUUCUACUUGUCCAAGCAGCUGGAUGAGGCCUCUGAUGAGAGAGAAGAUCGCCUGCACCUCAGCCAGGAUGUGGACAGGCUUCGUCGAGAGGUGGCUGACCGUGAAAUGCACCUUAACAACCAGAAACAGAACCUUGAGACACUGAAGACCACAUGCACAAUGCUGGAGGAACAGGUUCUGGAGCUGGAGACCCUGAAUGAUGAGCUGUUGGAGAAGGAGAGACAGUGGGACGCCUGGAGGGCAACACUGGAGGACGAGAAGAACCAGGCAGAGAGGAGGACCAGGGAGAUCCAGAGACUGCUGGACACUGAGAAACAGAACAGGCUUCGUGCAGAGCAGCGCAGCUCUGAGUCUCGCCAGGCGGUGGAACAGGCGGUUAAGGAGCACAAAGCUGAGAUCCUGGCCCUGCAGCAGGCCCUCAAAGACCAGAAGCUUAAAGCUGAGAGCCUUGCAGACACUUUGAAUGAUCUCGAGAAGAAGCAUGCCAUGCUGGAGAUGAACGCCCGCAGUUUGCAGCAAAAGCUGGAAAGUGAGAGGGAUCUGAAGCAGAGACUGCUGGAAGAGCAAGAGAAGCUGCAGCAGCAGAUGGAUGCCCAGAAGACACAUAUAUUCCGUCUGACCCAGGGACUGCAGGACGCUUUGGACCAGACUGACCUGCUGAAAACUGAGAGGACUGAUCUGGAAUUUCAGCUUGAGAAAAUCCAGGCUGUAUACUCUCAUGAGAAGGUGAAAAUGGAGGGGACCAUCACCCAGCAGACCAAGCUCAUAGAUUUCCUCCAGGCCCAGGCCCAUGGUGGCUCCAAGAAGAAAAAGGGUCUGUUUGGACGCCGUCGGGAGGACCUGUUGGCUGCCAUGGCUGCUCAGGCUCAGGGUCAGAGUCAGAGUCAAGGCCAGGUUUCCCCUGUGCCCCCCAUCCAGCCGGUGCCGCUGCAGUACAGCGACAUGAAGGCAGCUUUGGACAAAGAGCGUGCUCGUUGCUCUGAGUUGGAAGAUGCUUUGCAGAAAAUGAGAGCAGAGCUGCGAUCUCUGAGAGAAGAAGCUCUCCAGUAUAAGGAUCAUGGCAGUUCAACAAAUCCAGCCACAGCACGGCAGCAGAUAAUCAUGUCUGCCAUGGUGAAGUCUCCUGAGCACCAGCAGGGCCCAACUAGCCUGGCACCCUCCAACUCUGGACGAAGGAAGGAUACUCCAACCCCUGAGGAGAGAAGGAGGGUCACUUUUGAAAAGUAUAGCCGUCGUUUGAAGGACAGUCAGAGAGACAGAGAGAGGGAGAGAGAGAGGGUGGUUCACCACAACACCCCUCACCGCUUCACAGUGGGACUCAACAUGAGAGCUGCCAAGUGUACUGUGUGCCUGGAUACUGUGCACUUUGGUCGCCAAGCAGCUACCUGUCUUGAAUGUCACGCUUUGUGCCACCCAAAAUGCUCCCCCUGCCUUCCAGCUACAUGCGGCAUGUCCAGUGACUGCUCCCUACAUCUGUCAGAGGGCCUGUGUCGAGACAAAGGCAGCUCCUCAGGCCAACAGCUCAAAGAGGCCGGCGGACACAUGCACCUGGAGGGCUGGAUGAAACAGCCCAGGAAUGGGAAACGAGGCCAGGGCUGGGAGAGAAAAUACGUGGUCCUGGAUGGGACAAAAGUGUCCAUCUAUGAGAUAGAGCCCAGAGAAGACUCAGUGAAGCCACUGGAGGAGUAUGAACUGUGUCUGUCAGAUGGAGAGGUGAUGGUUCAUGGAGCAGUUGGAGCAUCUGAGCUGCCAAACACCGCCAAGUCAGAUGUUCCCUACGUCCUGAAGCUGGAGUCCCGUUGUCACACCCCCUGCUGGCCUGGCCAGUCUAUUUACUUCAUGGCUCCCAGUUUCCCAGACAAGCAGCGCUGGGUGGCUGUGAUGGAGUCUGUGGUGGCUGGAGGUCGAGCCUCACGGGAGAAGGCAGAGGCUGACGCAAAGCUGCUAGGAAACUCUCUCCUGAAACUGGAGGGAGACGAUAGGCUGGAUAUUAAUUGCACUCUUCCUCUCACAGAUCAGAUUGUUCUGGUGGGCUCUGAAGAGGGACUGUAUGCACUCAAUGUUAUCAAGAACUCCCUGACUCAUAUCCCUGGCCUCGGGUCAGUCUUUCAGAUCCACAUCAUUAAAGAGCAGGAGAAACUGCUGAUGAUUGUUGGAGAUGAGAGAGCGCUGUGUCUGGUGGAGAUUAAGAGGGUGAAGCAGUCUCUGGCUCAGUCCCACCUGCCCAGCCAGUCUGAACUGGCUCCCUACAUCUUUGAGACAGUGAAAGGUUGCCAUCUGUUCGCUGCUGGAAGAAUCGACAAUGGGCCUUGUAUAUGUGCUGCAAUGCCAAACAAAAUAACCAUUCUGCGCUACAAUGACAAUCUCAACAAAUAUUGCAUUCGUAAGGAAAUUGAAACUCUGGAGCCGUGCAGCUGCAUCCAUCUGACCAGCUACAGCAUUAUCAUCGGCACCAACAAAUUCUACGAGAUUGAAAUGAAGCAGUUUGUACUUGAGGAAUUCUUGGACAAGAACGAUGUGUCACUGGCCUCUGCAGUGUUUGCAGCCUCCUCUCACAGUUUCCCCAUCGCAAUCAUGCAGGUUGCCAGCAGUAUGCAGAAGGAGGAGUACCUUCUGUGUUUUCAUGAGUUUGGAGUGUUUGUGGACACGUACGGGCGAAGGAGCCGCACUGAGGAAAUCAAGUGGAGCCGCCUGCCUCUGUCUUUUGCCUACAGAGAGCCCUACUUGUUCGUGACCUACUUCAACUCGCUGGAUGUUAUCGAGGUUCAGGGACACGCUGCUCUGGGUCCCACAGUGCUGGCACACCUAGACAUCCCAAACCCUCGGUACCUGGGCCCAGCCAUCUCCUCAGGGGCCAUUUACCUGGCCUCCUCCUACCAGAACAAACUACGGGUCAUCUGCUGUAAGGGAAGUCUGAUCAGAGAGUCCGGAGAGCUGCAGAGGACCGGCUCCAGCCGAGGUAGUCCCAGUAAGAGAGGCCCGCCCACUUACACUGAGCACAUCACCAAGCGUUUGACCUCUGGCCCCGGCAGCCAUGACGGUCUGCACCGGGAGCCGAGCACCCCACAUCGUUACCGGGAGGGCCGCACAGAGUUCAGAAGAGACAAGUCUCCCGCUCGACCCCUGGACAGAGAGAAGUCACCCGGCAGGGUGCUGGACAGUCGCAGGGAGAGGUCUCCUGGGAGAUUUGGGGACAGUACCCGACUCCAUGCUGGGUCUGUCCGAACACAGCUCGCCCCCGUUAACAAGGUGUGGGAUCAGUCGUCGGUGUGA
Messenger RNA from Stegastes partitus (bicolor damselfish), 4979 nucleotides. RefSeq names its product citron rho-interacting serine/threonine kinase b (gene citb). NCBI's taxonomy places the organism in Eukaryota, Metazoa, Chordata, Actinopteri, Pomacentridae. The record is from RefSeq and is a predicted model, not a curated record. The transcript has 39 exons. The coding region runs from base 69 to 4979 and encodes 1636 amino acids.